CGCAUCCAACCAAAUGUCAUGUAUCAAACGACCUCGUGAUGCAAUACAAGCAGCCACACAAGUGCAAAACAUGGCUUAAAACCUAUAUUACCUCUGCCGGGCUCUACGGAGCAACAAAUGUAAAGAGGUCUGCAGGCAACCAAACACGACCAUAGAGACAUGAAAAGCAAUUACUUUCUCCGUUCCAAAAUAAAUGUCUCAAGGUUAUAUUAACUUUAUACUAAACUUGAGACAAUUAUUUUGGGACGGAGGGAAUACGUUUUGUCCCAGUACGGUGCAAUGUAGACAGUCCAGCCAUGCUAUUCCCAAUUUACGAAUAUGUAUUGCACAGGGUGCUUGUCGUUGAGAGCUGAAACAUGCGCAUAGAUUCAAACUGGAAAGGACUUGAACCCUGGUCUUGAGGUAUCAGGUUCAGGUGCAUCAUAUCCCUCGGGAACAAACAGCACCGUCGAGAAAUGCGACUCAUACCCUGCUUCAUGUGCUGUUUUUCUGACUAACUGAGUACUAACGCUCUAGCUUUUUCCAGUAAACUGCCUGUGUACAAAACCACAAGAAAGUUACUACACAAAAACACAGUUUAUCGAAUGGGUGUACCUUAUUUGGAUUCAACAUCCGGUGUCUUCACCACCCCUCGUGGCGUGUCACCAUCUUCCCCACGCCCCAUUACUGAUGAAGCAGGGACCGGCGACAACACCAUUACCACUAGUCAGUCUCCGGCCUGUGCUGGCAGCCACCAACCUUAUAACACAAAUAAAUAAAUAAUGCAGGAGGUGAUCUCCUCGAGAAGAUGAACGAUGUCCGUCGGAUGCCGAUCCGACGACGCUAUGCAUAACGAUAUAUUUGGCUGCAAUGCCGUCUUUCUUUUGCUUUCCUCCUCUAUAUUUAUUUAUGACGUUAUACCAGCUUGUCAUGCUGACGAGCAAUCUUGCCGGCUCAGCUAUAUACCGGAGACAGAUUCAGGUCUUGAAGUUGAACCUUGAGGCACCAUUUUUCUUUGCAAAUGGUGGCCGAGCUAGCACGCCAGAACAGCCCAACCGAGAUCACAAUUGACGGCCCCGAGCCGGAUCCUCCACCUUCUGCCACCAAUCUAACAAAUGGAAACAGACAGCCCCAGGAUCCUCAGCCUCCUCCACCUGCAAACGAGCUCAUGCUGGACCUGAGCAAGUACAUCCUGCUGCUGGCAACGCUGGUGGCCACGGUGACGUAUACCGCGGGGUUCAACCCGCCGGGGGGCGUCUGGCAGGAGACUGUCGCCGCCUCGGACCAACUCGCCGGCGACUCCAUUCUCCAGACCACCAGCUACGUCCGGUAUCUCGUGUUCUUCUACUGCAACGCCACCGCGUUUGCCUCGUCGCUUGUGGUCAUCGUCCUCGUCCUCUUCCUCACACUCCUGAAGAAGCAGCUCCAACUCAUGCCCCUGCAGGCGGUCAUGGUGGUGGACCUGCUGAGCAUCAUGGGAGCCUAUGCUGCCGGGACCUGCCGCGACAAGCCCACCACCAUCUUCACCUCAGUGCUGGUGGCUGCGGCCAUCGCCUACCUCACUCUCCAGAUGGUGCUGGCCUCAUUGACAGGCGACAAGGACAUCCACAUCGACUUACCGCACGAGAAACGGCUUCGAAAGGUACUGAUGCUGCUCGCGACAUUUGCGGUGAGCGUGACGUACGUGGCUGGGAUGAGCACGCCGGGCGGCUUCUGGGAUAACACCGAGAACGGCCACCGCCCUGGCGACGCGAUCCUCAAGGACAGCCAUGGCAAGCGCCUGACGGUGUUCUUGUGCUUCAACACCCUCGCGUUCAUCGCAUCGCUCCUCAUCAUCGUGGUGCUACUGGACAGAAACCCUCCCAUGACUAAGGCAUACAAGCUCAUCGCCGUGGCGCUGAUCAGCCUCAUCGUCUCAUACACGGCCGGCAGCUGCAGGGAGACCGACACCAACUUCUAUGUGGGCAGCCUGGUUAUUGCCGUCCUGGCAUUCAUGGCAUUGCUUCAAGCUGCAUUCCUUCAAAAUACCAUAAAAGCUGCAAGGGAUACCAGUUUCUGGAACAAAAUUAAAAGCUUCUAUCGUUGGGUGUCAGGGAGGUUGCUAAAAGCAAUAACAAUAGCUCCAGGUCCGGUGGCUAAUGACAGCAGGAUCGCAGCGGAGCAGGCUCGCUCCCUUGUACUGUUGCUAGCCACUCUUGCUGCAACCAUCACUUACCAAGCGGGGCUGGAUCCACCCGGUGGCGUCUGGCCCGAUAAUCGGGACGGCCACAUGGCUGGUGACCCCAUCCUCCUCACGGUGAACGCUAAACGGUACAAGGCGUUCUACUACUGCAAUUCCGUCGCCUUCGUAGCCUCCUUGGUGGCCAUCAUCCUGGUCCAAAACAAGGUUAUGCUCCAGACCCAUGUGCUCCAGGCAGCCAUGAUACUGGACUUGUUUGGCCUCAUCGGAGCAUAUGCUGCGGGAAGCUCCCGGGACUUGACCACCUCAAUUUACGCCAUGGCAUUGGCAGGCGCCGUCCUGGUCUAUGUGGUGAUCCAUGUUGUCUUCUUUACACUGAACCACGCCGAAGCCACUGCUGAGGAAAUUGAGUCCAUGGAGAAGAGGCGCAAGCGGUUGCUCCUUUUCGCAGUAUUGGUCGCGACCAUCACUUACCAAGCUGGGUUGACACCUCCUGGCGGCUUCCGGCUUCAGGAUGAUGGAUCAAGCGGGCACCAGGCAGGGGACCCAGUCCUCUUGUACAACUUUCCCCGCCGCUACAGAGCCUUCUUCUACUGCAAUACGGUGAGCUUCAUGCUGUCCAUCGCCCUCAUUAUAUUGCUCGUGAACCCCCAUUUAUACAGGCCAGCAAUACGAAGCUAUGCGCUCGCUGUUUGCACGGCGGCGGGCAUGUUUGGUCUGAUAGGGGCCUAUGCUGCCGGAAGCACCCAGCAUCUGAAAACAUCCAUCUACAUCUUUGUAUUGGGGGCUGUGGUCCUCUUUGUCAUAGCUGUACUGUUCCUAGUGUUCUUGGAUAAGAAAGACACCGUCAAUGAACUGAAGCAAGAGAAUGCUGACAAAAAAGGAAAGACAAAGCAUGCCAAGCGCAAAUAUCUGAUGCUGCUUGGAAUCCUUGUGGCAAGUGUCACCUACCAGGCUGGUCUAGAUCCGCCUGGGGGAGCUUGGCAGCACGACAGCAGUUGGUAUGACGCAGGCAACCCGAUCAUGCAUGACAACAGGAGGCCCCGGUACCUCGCCUUCUUCUACAGCAACUCCACCUCCUUUGUGGCGUCCAUUCUUGUCAUCGUCAUGUUGCUGCCGCAGUGGCUGAAUAAGAAUAAAGAAUGGUCGCUCAUGGUCAUGAACACAACGAUUGUGCUGGAUUUGCUCGCCCUGCUAGUGGCAUACGCAGCAGGAUCCAGCAGGGGGUGGAAGACAUCUAUGUAUGUCGCCGCGCUGAUCAUCGCCGUCUUGGCCUACGUUGCAAUCCAUAUAAUGCUGGCAUUGUUAUGUUCGCGUUCUCAUAGCGCUGUCAUUCCUCAGCAAAGGAGUCCAGGUGCCCAAGAAAAUUCCCAAACACAGGAGCACGCGAGGAAUCAGGCACAGUUUGCUGCAAUGUCAACACCUUGAUUAUCAGUGUGUCUGUGGCUCUGUUCAUGUGAGGAGUGGAUGCAAUGUUCCUUCAGUUUCCCUAUUGUCCCUUGAUUUGAUUUAUUGUUUUUAUGUAAUGCAAAGAGAAAGGAGGGGAACCCGGAGUUUUUAUGGUGUGUGGCUUCUCUUUUAUUUUUAGUUUUUUCCUAUUCUUAGUUUCUAGUCGUAGAUUGUCAUCUCUGCUCUGCCCUAAUCCUCCCCAUUUCUAGAUUUGUAGUCUACUUGAUGUUUGAUGUACUGGAUUAUUCUAAAUCCCUCAAACUUAGCUAGUAUGUUCGAGCAUAUUGGCAAAAACUUAAAUUCUUGCCUUGGGCAUAUUUGGACUCAA
Molecule: messenger RNA, 3935 nt
Organism: Hordeum vulgare subsp. vulgare (domesticated barley)
Lineage: Eukaryota; Viridiplantae; Streptophyta; Magnoliopsida; Poales; Poaceae
Exons: 2
Coding region: 1001-3586 (861 amino acids)
Source: RefSeq, a predicted model, not a curated record